UCAGUGGCAUUUAGAUCGUUCAGGCAUUCAGUAAUAAUCAGCACAAGAAUCAAUUACUUCUAUAAUAUUUCGUAUAAUUCUAAAUUUCUUGAUUAUUUACAAUUCUUUCAGAUUUUUUCUGUAGAAUAAAAGCCGCUUAAAUUUACACAAGCUGUAAUUAAUCGCAAUUUAAGUAGGGAAUUAUAUAUAUAAUUUGUAUAAUUUCCAUUGUAUAAAGAGAAGAAAAAGAAAGUGUUCAUGAUUUUAUAAUUAUUUAGCAAACAUGGCUGUUAGCAGUGGAGUCUCAUUUGUGUUAUCUUCGAUAUUGACAGUACUACUAUUCUCUGGAAUGCAAAUGUACAAAGUUUGGCUCGGUUCAUCACAGUUGGGGACUGUAUUGGGAGGAUGGGUCGGAUCAUUAUUGUUCAUGUGUACAUUAACUGCUGUGGGAAAUCUUGAAAGUACUUUAUUUGGAAAGUCCUUUCAACAGAAAUUACUUCCAGAAGUGGUUUUUUCACUGACUUUGAGCCUAAUUGCUUCUGCUCUGAUUCAUCGUGUAUCUACCACAACAUGUUUAAUAUUCUCUAUGAUUGCACUUUAUUAUAUGAAUCGUAUUUCUCAAGAAACAUAUGGUGUUUCUAUACAAAAUCCAGUAGUACAUUCUAAGAAACGCAAGUAAAUAAGUAUAAGAAAA
Formica exsecta is the source of this 673-nucleotide messenger RNA. Its product is annotated as protein KRTCAP2 homolog. NCBI's taxonomy places the organism in Eukaryota, Metazoa, Arthropoda, Insecta, Hymenoptera, Formicidae. The transcript is spliced from 3 exons. The record is from RefSeq and is a predicted model, not a curated record. Bases 263 to 658 code for a protein of 131 amino acids.